CACAGACAUACUUGUUAUCAUUUUUGUGUUAACUACUGUGAAUUAUGGAAUUAAAUAUUUUUAAGUUUAAAAUAUUUAUUUUUAACUAUGAACAAAGUAGUUUUUAUUUGACUCGUCAAUCGGUUGGACAAGCAACGUUACACCAAAGGAAAGAUCUGACACAAGAUGAAACUUUUAACUCACAUUGGGUUUUUCUCCACGUCCCUUGUUUCGAUAAUUGGUGCUUAUAGUAUGCCAACUUUCCCACCAUUAAAGAAAUUAUUUAACAACUUUAAUCCUGGAUUGUUCAUGUUUCUAACGUUUUGGAACUGUAAAAUUCCUGAGGAUUCCAGAAAGAAAAAUAAAGAAACUAGCCGUACAAGAUGCGAGAUUCCAUUCUCAUAGGAUUUCACGCGAUUGCAUGUUUGCAAUUCGCAUAUUCUGUUUAUUACGAUUUCACGUACACCGUGGUGCCAACGCAUAUAAUGAAGAGCCACAGCGCUUUCGGUGGAAGAUUUAAAUUUCUCACAUUUUGGGACGCGAUAUUACAAGCGGUAUUCUUUUUAAUAUGUAUCAUAAACGAUUUUUAUGGUACCAAUGCAGUUGCCCCAAAGAAACCACCAUUUAUCCGAAAAUUAAAGGAUUAUCUUUUCGGGGCUCUUUGUUUUCCUUUAGCCAUGUUCGUGGGGAUUACGUUUUGGGCGUUAAUGUUCAUCGAUCGUGAAUUGGUAUUACCAAAGGCAUUAGAUCCAUAUUUUCCAUGGUGGUUGAAUCAUCUGAUGCAUACGAUGAUCAUGGUUUCAAUCGUUAUAGAGUUGUUGUUAGCACCACGAAAAUAUCCUAAACGAUCGCAUGCUCUUUCUGGUCUCAUAGGAUUUACGCUUACUUACUUAGUCUGGGUCCACGUGAUAUAUUACAAGAACGGCAUUUGGGUAUACCCAGUGAUGGAAGUAUUGACGCCGGCAAUGCGAUUAGUAUUCUUUGGAAUUUUAUUGAUAUUCACGUUGUUACUAUAUUUCACCGGAGAAAUGCUGAACAAACUCGUUUGGGGUAACGGUAAAACUAAACAACACAAAUCUCAUUCCAAGUAAACCCCGCCAAACUUGUCACCGGCAAGUGACCACAAAUCAUGAUCUGCCUCUCCAUCGGUGGUGGUGGUGAAUAAAAUUCUCUUUUAUUGUUCACUCGUUGAAAAAAAUGCACGUUUUUUUUUUAUUUUUCUUCUUUAUAAAAAAGAAAAAAAGAAGGAAAGAAAAAAAAAUAAUAAUCAUUAUCGUUAUCAAAACAUUAAAACAAACAAAAAAAAGGAAAAAAAAAGAAAGUAAUAUAAAGGGAAACCGAACAGACAGAAUCCUCCCAGUUCCCGCAAAACACCCACCCUCUCCGAAAAGAAUACUAUGCAUGCACACGGGCAGAUUUCACACGGUAAAUGCUGCUGAAUCGAUAAUCCAACCUUUUGUUUGGGUCGUGUUAACUUUGCUCAACAGUCUGCAGACUGACUGAUUCUGAUGCUCAAAGCAUGUUUUUAAGUGAGUUUAUCUCGCUAAAGCUUUCAAAUAAUUGUGUUUACAACCCCUAUUCCUGUUUUAUUUGCUUUUUGUUUUUUUUUAUAUUCCCUUACCCUAAUGGAAAACUAAAAAGUAAUAGUGCCUGGAUAUAGAGCAAGUGACCGAUUGUAAAUAAAAUUCGAUUUAAUUAAUAAUAAUGCGCCUCUCUAUUAUUAGACUCUCGUCAUAAUCAUUAUUUUUGUACUUUUUUAUAACGAGAGUAUGAUACAUACUGUGGGUGAAAAAAGUAUUGGGAAAAAGAAAAGAUAUUGAAAUUAGUAGAGAUUCUUAUAGAAAUCAACGGAAUUUUAGAAUCGCAUCGUUUUCUCAGGUGGUGGUAUUAGUGCAGCAAAAUGAAGUGUUCAAAUACUUUUUUUACCUACUAUAUAUAAUGUAAUAAUAAUAAAAGUAAUCAAAUAUUAAUAUGGUGUGCACGUAGGGACAAACACACACGCUACAAAGGUAUAUACCAAUCAUUAUAUAAAUAUAUAAUAAAAAAUAUUAUACACAUUUGAAUUCGUUACAAAUCUCGAAUAUAUAAAAAUCUUGUUGUAUAGCAAACAAUAAAAGUUAAAAUAUCUAUAUACAUAUAUUUGUAUCGGGUAUAGGUAAAAAAUACC
Messenger RNA from Polistes canadensis, 2146 nucleotides. RefSeq names its product androgen-induced gene 1 protein-like. NCBI's taxonomy places the organism in Eukaryota, Metazoa, Arthropoda, Insecta, Hymenoptera, Vespidae. Bases 363 to 1070 code for a protein of 235 amino acids. The record is from RefSeq and is a predicted model, not a curated record. Gene Ontology annotation, cellular component: membrane; endomembrane system. The transcript has 6 exons.